AUGUACAAGGCCGUUGCCCUCACCUCCAUCGCUGCCCUCGCGGGUCAGUCCAUGGCCCUCAACGCCCAUCGCCACCAGCACCAGAUGGACAAGAAGGCUCUCGUCGUCGACUGGACCACUGUCAUCGACACCGUCUAUGUCACCGUUGACCCCAACGCGUCCACUCCCGCUCCUGCUGCUCCCACCUCUGCUGCUGGUGGCUUCGCCGCUCAGGAUGUUCCCAACCCCACUGGCCCGGCCGCUGGAAACGCCGCUGCUGGAAGCAGCUCUGUCGCCGUUGCUUCGUCUUCUGCGGCUCCCGCUGCCCAGGCCACCACUCUGGUCACCUCUGUUCGCCCGUCCGUCCCCGCCGUCGUGAGCAGCAGCGUCGCACCCGUUGUGCCUUCAUCUGCUCCGGUGUCCUCUGCCCCGGCUCCUCCCACCACCUCUGAGCAGCCUACUCCCACUCCCACUCCUUCUCCCAGCUCCGCGCCCGCUCCUGUUUCCAGCUCAACUUCCCAGGCUGCUCCCUCUGCUACUCCUAGCAAGGCCCCCAGCUCAGCUCCUGUCAGCGCUGGUCACUUUGGUCGUGGUAUGGCUUACAACGAUGGUCUCCUGGCCAACGUUUACGGUGCCCUGUCUGGCAAGAUGGGCUGGGCCUACAACUGGGGCUUCUACCCCUCUGGAAUCGACAGCCAGUUCAGCUAUAUCCCUACUCUCUGGAGCCCCGCUCCCCAGCACUCUGAUGGCUUCGAUGAUCAGGUUGAGACUCUCCUCUCCUCUGGAACCAAGGCCAUUUUCAGCUUCAACGAGCCCGAUAUUGCCAGCCAGGCCAACAUGUCUCCUAGCGACGCUGCUUCUGCUCACCAGCAGUGGCUGAACAAGUACUCUGGCAGAGCUCUGGUUGGCGCUCCUGCUGUUUCCAACUCCGGAUCGCCUGGCCAGGGUGCCGAUUGGCUCAAGCAGUGGGUUGAGGCUUGCGCCGGUAACUGCAACUUCGACUUCGUCAACAUGCACUGGUACUCUCCUGCCUCUGCCAUCGACACCUUCUUCUCCCAGAUUGAAGCUGUCAGCCAGGCCGGCGGUGGCAAGCCUGUCAUGAUCACUGAGUUCCAGCCUUCUGGCUCUGUUGAUGAGAUCACUGCUUUCUUGAAGGAGGCUCUGCCCAAGCUGGAUUCCAACCCCAACGUCUUGGGUUACUCCUACUUCAUGGUUGCCAACUCUGGCAGCGCUGAUGGCUUGAACCUGAUGGCCUCAGCCUCCGCUGCCAGCAGCAUCGGUCUCACCUACGCCUCCACUUAA
Molecule: messenger RNA, 1281 nt
Organism: Trichoderma gamsii
Lineage: Eukaryota; Fungi; Ascomycota; Sordariomycetes; Hypocreales; Hypocreaceae
Exons: 1
Coding region: 1-1281 (426 amino acids)
Biological process (GO): fungal-type cell wall polysaccharide metabolic process
Cellular component (GO): fungal-type cell wall
Source: RefSeq, a predicted model, not a curated record